UUGGGUUUUCAUGCCUUGAUGUUCGCGCCCUUGAUGUUGGCGCGAACGAUAACCAUUCCUCGAGCAUAUCCAUCGAUCGACGACCUCAAAGACUUGCUUUGCUAAUCCCACAGUGCAGCAAAGUUGACUCGGCUGAAGUCCAGAGUCAAAGUCUCCGUCUCACCGUCCCCGGAUUCCCCUAUGAAACCACCUCUCAUCCUUUGUGUUCUUGCAUCCGAUUAAGGAAUUUCAAGAACCGAACAUGGACGCCAGCUGCAUCAUGGCGAAGGACAGGCUCGGGUUCGUCGGGAUCCUCGGGGAAGCGCUGAGAGUUUCCAUCGCCGGCAGCCCCAGGUUCUUGAUCCUCGCCUGCCUCGCAUCCUUCCCGCUGUUCUGCUCCUUGCUGCUGAACGAGUUUCUCCUCCAGCAGACGUUCCUCGGCACCGCCCACUUCGCCUUCGAUGGGAUGUCCGAGUGCAGCACUAGUGGUGAUUUCACCAUGUGCAUCAUAGCGACGCCCAUAGACGUCCUCAAGAACUGGGUCGGCGAGGCCUCUCGAGGGUUGGUCUUGAUGGGUGUCCUGUACUUGGUCGUUGUCAGCCCACUAGACCUCCUCAACACUGUAGUGGUUGUUCGCAACGCAUCUGCGAUUUAUGGAGGAGAGAAUUUGCCGAAUCUGAGGGAAUUCUUCCUGCAACCCUUUAAAGAGAUUGGCUUCAGGGGGCCUUUGGUCACUUUUAUGUAUGCACUUGUGCUCUCUUGCCUCACUUGGCUUGGACUUGUUUCCUUCGCAUCAAAUAUCUAUGGGUUGUCUUCGUCUUUUGGGCCAGUUGAGUUCUCCGGGGUUUUCUCCGGCGUGCUCUUCGUGGCCUUGUUCACGAAGUAUAUGGAGUGGAGUGCUAUAUGGAACAUGGGGAUCGUGAUCUCAAUAUUGGAAGAGAAGCAUGGUGACAUUGCAUUGGGAGUGGCUGCAUAUAUCAGCAGAGGAAGCAGAAGAAAGGGGCUCGCCCUUAUGCUUGUGUUCUUCAUUUGGAGGCUUGCCCUGAGAUUGCCUUGCCUCUAUUUCGCGUGGCACAGUAAAGCAACUGGAUUUGCUGCGUUGGUUUUGCAAGUCUAUCUAGUUUGUUUGGGGAAUGUGGUGAAGUGGUCGGUGUCCAUGGUGUAUUACUGUGACUGCAAGAAACGGCUUCUGGAGAAAAAGUUCGAUGCUGAAGAAGGCAAUGCUGCUCCGCUUGUGAAAAGCUAGAGACUGGGUUUUUGGCAAAAUGUAAUGUUCUGUAUGCAUUGUUGUCUGUAUGUAAUGUAGUGUAUGUACUAUCUAUCCCGUAUCAGUUCGAAUAAGGCAUAAUGGGUCCCUUUCAACGUAAGGAUGUGUGUGUAGAAGCAGAUUCGGCCCUCCGGGCGAUGGAUUGACCCGACUCGACCCCUUGUUUUAAUUUAAAUGAAGUCAAGGGUAUCUACACCUAUCCAUAAAUGUGCGAAGUGCUUUCUAAUU
Molecule: messenger RNA, 1474 nt
Organism: Syzygium oleosum
Lineage: Eukaryota; Viridiplantae; Streptophyta; Magnoliopsida; Myrtales; Myrtaceae
Exons: 1
Coding region: 242-1225 (327 amino acids)
Source: RefSeq, a predicted model, not a curated record